Nelumbo nucifera (sacred lotus) is the source of this 1765-nucleotide messenger RNA. RefSeq names its product D111/G-patch domain-containing protein (gene DRT111). Gene Ontology annotation, cellular component: precatalytic spliceosome. Lineage: Eukaryota; Viridiplantae; Streptophyta; Magnoliopsida; Proteales; Nelumbonaceae. Gene Ontology annotation, molecular function: RNA binding. The record is from RefSeq and is a predicted model, not a curated record. Gene Ontology annotation, biological process: mRNA cis splicing, via spliceosome.
CAAGUCUCGUCUCUCCGCUAGACCUUACCACCCGGAUGCUUUGAUCCUUCGCGGUAACGAGUCUAAUGACAUUUAGCCGAGGCCACGCACCCUUGCUCAAUGCUCACUGAGGAGUUAACUUGGUUAUUUAUAUAUCUGUGCGCGCCCAGGCUUUGAGGGAAGAGUUGCGAGUGGCGACUGUGGCUUUUCUUUUUUCCGUAGUUGCAGAAGAUCGAAAGAAGAGGCUUGAAGUCUAGAAGCUUGCAUUGCUUGACGUUCUGUACGUAGUAGUUGUUCAACAUAGGGGUGAAUAAAGAGUAGAAAAGAGAAUGCUUGGUGGCUUGUAUGGGGAUCUCCCUCCUCCUUCUUCGGCACCUUCCGCGGAUGAAGAGAGAAGCAGCAACUCUGCUGUGUGGUCAAGCAGUGCCAAGAUGGCACCGGCUACAUUGCGAAAGCCCAGCUCUCUCUACACACCACCCGCUUCGGUCCUGAAAGCCCAACAGUCACAGAACAAAGCGAAAGCCGCUACUUCGUCCCAAGCGAAGACCGUAACUGCAGCUGCGACUUCAUCGGCAUUACCUGAUGAUGGAGUGAGAAGCCCAUCGUUUCAACCUGCUCUUGUUGGGGUAACUUCGACAGUCAUCGAGGAGUAUGACCCUGCAAGGCCUAACGAUUACGAGGAGUAUAGGAGGGAGAGGAAGAGGCGAGCUUUAGAGGCUGAGAUGAAGAGGGAGAUAGAAAGAAGGCGACAGGAAGAGGAGGAGAGAGAGCGAGAGCGGGAACAAAGAGAGCGAGAAGCAGCUGAAAGAGAAAGGGAGAGGGAUUACAGUGAGUCAAGAUCAUCAUUGUUGAAUAUUUCUGGGGAGGAAGCAUGGAAGCGGCGGGCAGUAAUGAGUGGGACCUUGGGAGGACCACUGCCAAGGUCACCUUCUCCUCCAUCUAAUGGUGAUGGGUUUACUAUUGGGAAAUCAGGAUCUGGUGGACUAGGUGUUGGUGCAGGUGGGCAGAUGACUGCAGCGCAAAGAAUGAUGGCAAAGAUGGGUUGGAAGGAAGGGCAGGGGCUUGGAAAGCAGGAGCAGGGGAUUACAACUCCUUUGAUGGCCAAGAAGACAGAUCGACGAGCUGGAGUAAUUGUGAAUGCUAGUGAAUCUAGACCGGAGAAGAAGAUGAAGAGCGUGAAGUUCAAUGGCCCACCCACUCGUGUUCUUCUGCUCCGGAACAUGGUGGGGCCAGGAGAAGUUGAUGAUGAGCUUGAAGACGAGGUAGCAUCAGAGUGUGCCAAGUAUGGGAUAGUAACGAGGGUUCUCAUUUUUGAAAUUACAGAGCCAGAUUUCCCGGCGGAUGAGGCUGUUAGAAUCUUUGUUCAGUUUGAUAGGUCAGAGGCGACGACUAAAGCAUUUGUUGAUCUUGAUGGCCGUUUCUUUGGUGGGAGAGUGGUUCGUGCAUCCUUUUAUGAUGAAGAGAGGUUUAGUAGGAACGAAUUGGCUCCAAUUCCUGGAGAAAUCCCUGGUUACCCAUGACAGAUUGAGAGCUAUAAGAGCAAGAAAUCGAGAUAGAACAGCUAUUACCCUCUCAUCCAUGUUCUUUUGUGGGGGGGGGGGGAUGACUUAUGGUUGGAUUUAGCUUUUGGAUGUCAUGAAAGUCCACUGUAAUUCUGUAUCUGGAAAAGUUAAAUUUGGCAUUGUUUAGUUUGCACAAGCGAGAAGUAUCAGAAUACUUUGUAACAAACAGUGGUUUCGCUACCAUGAUUCCAUGAACAGCCGCUAACUUUGGGAUCUUUCUGUGA